AUGUACACUCCUCCUCCUCCCAAUUCAAAGAUCAUCAUUGUGGGUGGUGGUACAUUUGGCUUGUCCACGGCAUAUGCAUUAUCCCAAAAAAACAAAUACGACAUCUGGGUUUUUGAUCGACAGGAAAUUCCUUCACCUGAUGCUGCCUCUACAGAUAUCAACAAGAUUGUUCGCAUGGAUUAUGGCGAUGAACCCAUGUACAUGAAGCUUACAUUGGAAACCUUCCCACUAUGGCGUCAAUGGAAUGAGGAACGAGCAGCCAAGGGAGAGAGCCCAGUAUACCAUGAAACGGGUGUCUUGAUGAUGUCCCAAAACGGCAAGUUUACAAACUACGAAUUGACGAGCAUGAAGCAUAUUCGAGAGGCUGGUUAUGGUCAUGUCAUUGAAGAGCUGCAAACCCCAGAAAGCAUUACAAGCCGUUUCCCAGUGUUUAAGGAUGCUGUAUCGAAAGGAUUCGAUAUCGCUUACCUCAACAAGAUGGGUGGUUGGUGUAACUCAAGUGAAGCCAUCAAGCAUUGCUAUAAUAAAUGCGUCGAGAACGGGGUCCACUUUGUCAUUGGCGAUAUGAAGGGCUCAUUUGAGGAAGUGUGCUGUGAAGCAGCAGGUGGCAAAGUGGUCGGCAUUCGCACCAAGGAUAACCAAGUGCAUUCAUGCGAUUUAUUAAUCAUGGCAACGGGUGCCUGGACUCCUGGAUUAGUGGAUGUGGGUGAUCGUGUGAUUGCAACGGCACAAACAGUUGUCCAAAUCAAGCUUCCCGAGCCCCUUCGUAAAGCGUAUGGUGAUCAGCCUGGUGUUUGGUGUGCCGAUUUAUCAACCACGGGCUAUUAUGGAUUUGCUCCCAAUGAAGAUGGUAUUAUCAAAGUGGGUCAUCAUUCGCGUGGUUAUUUAAAUUUGCGUGACAAGGACCUUGUUUCGGUGCCUCGUACUCAAGUCACCAAUCCAAAUGAUACCAUCCCCAUAAAGUCGUUGCGUGGCAUUCGGCAAUUCUUGGGCAGCUUUUUCCCAUUCACCGCCAGUUUGGAUAUCGUGCGUGCAAGGAAUUGCUGGUAUUGCGACUCGGUGGAUGGUCAUUAUUUAAUCGCCCCACAUCCAGAAUACCAAAAUUUGAUCGUUGCUACAGGUGAUUCUGGCCAUGGUGCGAAAAUGCUCCCCAUCAUUGGCUAUAAGAUUUGUGAUGUGAUUGAUGGUAUCGACACUGAAUACACUCGAGCAUGGGCAUGGCGUGACAUGGGUGGGGACGCUAAGGAUGGUGCAUUUGAUAACCUUCGUGCCUCAAUGGCUAAUCAAGAACAGCUUCAAUUAAACACCGAGGACGCUCAAACAAGAAUGGCCACUCUGGAAGAAUUACAAGCAAAUCUACCUCGUUUGUGA
Lichtheimia ornata is the source of this 1371-nucleotide messenger RNA. RefSeq lists its product as uncharacterized. NCBI's taxonomy places the organism in Eukaryota, Fungi, Mucoromycota, Mucoromycetes, Mucorales, Lichtheimiaceae. The transcript is spliced from 4 exons. The record is from RefSeq and is a predicted model, not a curated record. Gene Ontology annotation, molecular function: sarcosine oxidase activity; flavin adenine dinucleotide binding. Bases 1 to 1371 code for a protein of 456 amino acids.